AUGCGGCGACUGGGAGAGGAAGCCAGACGUGGCCCGCAGCGUCAGGCUGGCCCUCACUCUGGCGUGCCGUCUCCCGUCAGUCUCCAAGCGUGGUUCGAGGAGCUUGCCCAGAACCGAACGCCCACAGAGAACUACAUGGAUCAGGACCCGACAGCCACAGCAUCCGGCCUGCCUCACUGGUUCAUCCCUGGCCACGCUGGGGCCUGCUGGGAAUUGCCUCAUCUUUGUCGGGUGAAUUCGCAUAGGCGGUUUCCCGCACAGUCACGAUGCCCUGUGAAGGCUCCGAUGGACACUUCCGGCGUGCAGCAACUGACACCCACUCAGACCUUGCGGGCUAUCCAUCCCACUGCACGUGACCGUCGGCAGGGCCGUCGCUCUGUCAGUGCGCCGCGGCUGUCCCGAGGUCACCAUGUACCGCCAGAACGACGUAAUCCCCUUCCUGUGCGCCGAUCGAACAUGCCCAACAACUUGUUGGACUUCCGCUCCAUCCGGGUCUUUUCACCACUGACGCCGCUGGCCCGGGAAAUGCAGAUGUUUCAUCGGGCGACCGGUGCUCAGGUCUCGGCCCGGCCUGCAGCCGAGCAGGUCUUCACCAUGGAGAGGCUGCGGGAGAUUACCGCAGAGCGCCUUCGAAUGAUGCAGGAGGGUGGGCCCUUUGCCAUGAGCGCCUUUGCCGGAGCCGCGGGAGCCGCGGUAGCCGCGGGAGCCCCGGCUCCCUGGCCCGGCCAGCGGGGCCUCGGCCUCUCACCCGAAGAGCUUCUGACGGUGCGGACUGUCUGGAAGGUGAGCCGCGAGUCCGAGCUUUGCGCUGACUUCGACUGCUGUGCUAUUUGCUUGGACGGAAGCGACGACAAGCGCGAGCUGAUUGCCUUGCCGUGUGAGCAUGUGUUCUGUGCAGACUGCUUGUGCACAUGGCUGGCCCGCAAUCCAACUUGCGUCUUAUGCAAGAAAGACAUGCGACUCGCUGUGGCUAAGCUACGGCGAUGGCACAGAACCUCGGGCGAAGACAGUGCUCAAACAUAG
Messenger RNA from Symbiodinium necroappetens, 1023 nucleotides. Lineage: Eukaryota; Dinophyceae; Suessiales; Symbiodiniaceae. The record is from the annotation of a GenBank genome assembly.